Mesoplodon densirostris (Blainville's beaked whale) is the source of this 1575-nucleotide messenger RNA. Its product is annotated as zinc finger protein 211-like. The record is from RefSeq and is a predicted model, not a curated record. Gene Ontology annotation, biological process: regulation of DNA-templated transcription. Lineage: Eukaryota; Metazoa; Chordata; Mammalia; Artiodactyla; Ziphiidae. The transcript is spliced from 5 exons.
AUGGCGGCGGCGCUGAGGACCCCGCCUCAGGUCAGUGUGAACUUUGAAGAUGUAGCUGUGACCUUUUUCUGGGAGGGAUGGGGUCUCCUUGAUGAGACUCAAAGAUACCUGUACCGUGAUGUGAUGCUGGAGAACUUGGCACAUAUAACCUCCCUGCGUUGUUGCCAUGAAGUGGAGAAUGAGAAGGCUUCUUUUGAGCAGUGUAUUUCUGUUCAAAGAGUGUCACAGAUCAGGAGUCCCAAGGCAAAUCCAUCCUUCAAAAAGGCCCACCCUUGUGAAAUAUGUGUCCAGAUAUUGAGAGACUUUUUGUACUUGAAUGAAUAUCAAGGAACACAUUCAAAGCAGAAAUUACAUAGGUGUGAGACAUGUGGGAAACAAUUGUAUGUAAGCACAAACCUUCAUCAGCAUCAGAAGCAGUGCAUCAGGGAGAAACCCUGCAGAAGAGAUGUGGACAGAGCCUCAUUUGUGAAGAACUGUAAGUGCCAUGUGUCAGGGAAGCCAUUAGUCUUCAGGGUGGUUGGGAAAGACUUCUUGGCCAGUUCUCAAUUUCUCCAGCAAUGGGCCACUCACACCUGGGAGAGGUCAAACAGCAGAACUGAGUGUGGGGUGGCCUUUCAGAGGGGAAAAACUUAUCAAAACUGGGAAGAAUGCACAAAAGCUUUCAGCCCCAAACACACACUUGUUCGGCACCAGAGACUCCUCACUAGAGAAAGAUGUUUUAUAGAUAGGCCUUAUGAAUGUACAGAAUGUGGGAAAUCAUUUACUCAGUACUCCAACCUCUUUACACACAAGAGAGUUCACAUGAAACAAAAGCCAUAUGAAUGUGAUGAAUAUGCAAAAUCGUUUAGCCAAAGCUCUACCCUCCUUCAACAUCGGAGAAUUCACACUAGGGAAAGGCCUUAUGAGUGCAAUGAAUGUGGUAGAACUUUUACGCAAAACUCUGUGCUCCUUCAGCAUCAGAGACUUCACACUGGAUCAAGGCCUUAUGAAUGCACUGAAUGUGGAAAAUCCUUUGCUGUAAACUCCAGACUCAUUAAACAUAGGAGAGUUAAUACUGGAGAAAUACCUUAUAAAUGCAGUGAAUGUGGAAAAGCAUUUUGCCAAAGCUCUUCACUCCUUCGACAUCAGAGAGUUCACACUGGAGAAAGGCCUUAUGAGCAUGGGGAGUGUGGAAAAUCAUUUAGCAACAAGUCCCAUCUCAUUGAACACCAGAGAGUUCACACUGGAGAAAGGCCAUAUGAGUGUGGGGAAUGUAGGAGAUUCUUUAGCAAGAAAUCCCACCUCAUUAUACAUCAGAGAGUUCACACCAGGGAAAGGCCAUAUAAAUGCAAUGAAGGCAGGAAAUCAUUUAGCCAAAACUCUGCACUCCUUCAACAUCAGAGAAUUCACACUGGAGAAAGGCCUUAGGAGUGCACUGAAUGUGGGAAAUCCUUUGCUGAUAAUUCAGCCUUCAUUAAACAUAGGAGAAUUCACACUGGAGAAAGGCCUUAUGAGUGCAGUGAGUGUGAGAAAGCAUUUGCCCAAAAUUCUUCAGUCCUUUGACAUCAGAGAGUUCACUGGAGGAAACUGUUAUAA